Messenger RNA from Gracilinanus agilis (Agile Gracile Mouse Opossum), 4922 nucleotides. RefSeq names its product DEP domain containing 5, GATOR1 subcomplex subunit (gene DEPDC5). Bases 18 to 4922 code for a protein of 1634 amino acids. The record is from RefSeq and is a predicted model, not a curated record. Gene Ontology annotation, cellular component: GATOR1 complex; lysosomal membrane. Gene Ontology annotation, molecular function: GTPase activator activity. The transcript is spliced from 43 exons. Lineage: Eukaryota; Metazoa; Chordata; Mammalia; Didelphimorphia; Didelphidae. Gene Ontology annotation, biological process: intracellular signal transduction; positive regulation of autophagy; negative regulation of TORC1 signaling.
GAAAGCACCGUGCCAAGAUGAGGACCAACAAGGUCUACAAGCUCGUCAUACACAAGAAGGGAUUUGGGGGCAGCGAUGAUGAGCUCAUGGUGAAUCCCAAAGUGUUCCCCCAGAUCAAGCUGGGGGACAUCGUGGAGAUCGCACACCCCAAUGAUGAGUACAGCCCUCUACUCUUGCAGGUGAAGUCACUCAAGGAGGACCUGCAGAAAGAAACGAUCAGCGUGGAUCAGACAGUGACCCAGGUGUUCCGGCUGAGACCGUAUCAGGACGUCUACGUGAAUGUCGUUGACCCCAAGGAGGUGACUCUUGACUUGGUGGAACUCACUUUUAAGGACCAAUACAUUGGGCGUGGAGAUAUGUGGAGGCUGAAGAAGAGCUUGGUCAGCACAUGUGCCUACAUCACUCAGAAGGUGGAAUUGGCAGGGAUCCGGGCCCAGGCAGGUGAGCUGUGGGUGAAGAGUGAAAAAGUCAUGUGUGGGUACAUCAGUGAAGACACACGGGUGGUGUUCCGCUCGACUUCAGCCAUGGUCUAUAUAUUUAUUCAGAUGAGCUGUGAAAUGUGGGAUUUCGAUAUUUAUGGAGAUUUGUAUUUUGAAAAAGCUGUGAAUGGUUUCCUUGCUGACCUCUUUACCAAGUGGAAGGAAAAGAACUGUAGCCACGAAGUGACCGUGGUCCUGUUUUCCAGGACAUUCUAUGAUGCCAAGUCCAUUGAUGAGUUUCCCGAGACACACCGAGCCUCAAUUCGCCAGGAUCAUGAAGGCCGAUUCUAUGAAGACUUUUACAAGGUGGUGGUUCAGAAUGAGAGACGAGAAGAGUGGACGUCGCUCUUAGUGACCAUUAAGAAGCUCUUUGUCCAGUACCCAGUGCUGGUGCGGCUGGACCGGGCAGAGGGCUUUCCUCAGGGUGACAAUUCUACCUCGGCCCAAGGGAACUACUUGGAGGCCAUCAAUCUGUCAUUCAAUGUGUUUGACAAGCACUAUAUCAACCGUAACUUUGACCGGACGGGGCAGAUGUCGGUGGUCAUCACCCCCGGGGUUGGCGUGUUUGAGGUUGACCGGCUGCUCAUGAUCCUGACCAAGCAGCGGAUGAUAGACAACGGGAUCGGCGUGGAUUUGGUGUGCAUGGGGGAGCAGCCGCUGCACGCUGUGCCGCUAUUUAAGCUGCAUAAUCGAAGCGGCCCCCGGGAUUCCCGCCUCGGAGACGACUACAACAUCCCUCACUGGAUAAACCACAGCUUCUAUACAUCCAAGAGCCAGCAUCUGUGUAACAGCUUCACCCCACGAAUCAAACUGGCAGGAAGGAAGCCUGCGACCGAAAAGGCAAAAAACGGCCGGGAUACCUCCAUCGGAACCCCAAAGGAAUCAGAGAAUGCCCUGCCCAUCCAGGUGGACUAUGAUGCGUAUGAUGCCCAAGUCUUCAGGCUGCCCGGCCCGGCCCGUGCCCAGCGCCUCACCACCUUCAGGUCCGUGAGGGAACGUGAGAGCCACGGCCGGAAGAGCUCCAGCAGCUUGGACGUGUCGUCCAGCCCCUCGGUGCAGAGCCGUACCCUGCCGCCCGAGGAGGGGAGGAGCCAGGCCUCGGAUGACAGCUCCCUGGGCAAGGGCUCCCACAUCCUCAUGAUCCCCCACUCCCACCUGCACCAGUACGACGUCAGCAGCUCUCUGGGCUACCCCAGCACCCGAGAUGUUCUGGAGAACCUGAUGGAGUCCCAGCAGAGAGACUCCAGUGCACCUGGGAGGUUCCACGUGGGCAGUGCCGAGUCCAUGCUGCACGUGCGCCCUGGCGGCUACACACCCCAGCGAGCGCUGAUCAACCCCUUUGCCCCAUCCCGCAUGCCCAUGAAGCUGACCUCCAACCGGAGGAGGUGGAUGCACACCUUCCCCGUGGGUCCGUCCGGAGAAGCCAUCCAGAUCCAUCACCAGACUCGCCAGAAUAUGGCAGAGCUCCAGGGGAGGGGGCAGCGGGAUCCCACUCACUCAUCCGCAGAGCUGCUGGAGCUGGCAUACCACGAAGCGGCAGGAAGGCACCUCCCUUCCCGCCAGCCUGGGGACAGCGCGUCCUUCCUGAAUUUCAGUGGAUCUAACGGCUUUUCUGCCCGCCUCCUCAGCAGUGGUGCUACAGGACCCAGGAGCCAGAACAAGGAUUCUCUAGAAGACAGUGUGUCUGCCUCUUCAGAUCCCAUGCCGGGCUUCUGUUGCACGGUGGGAGUGGACUGGAAGUCUCUCACGACUCCGGCGUGCCUGCCUCUCACCACCGACUACUUCCCAGACCGCCAGGGCCUUCAAAACGACUACACCGAGGGCUGUUAUGACCUCCUCCCGGAGGCCGACAUGGACAGGAGAGAUGAAGAGGGGAUGCAGAUGACUGCUCAGCAGGUGUUUGAAGAGUUUAUUUGCCAACGUCUCAUGCAGGGCUACCAGAUCAUCGUACAGCCAAAACCCCAGAAACCCAACCCAGCUGUGGCCCCUCCCCUGAGUAGCAGCCCCCUCUACAGCCGGGGCCUUGUUUCCCGAAACCGUCCUGAGGAGGAAGACCAGUACUGGCUGAGUAUGGGUCGUACUUUCCACAAAGUGACGUUGAAGGACAAAAUCAUCACGGUCACCCGCUACCUCCCCAAGUAUCCCUACGAGUCUGCCCAGAUCAACUAUACCUACAGCCUGUGCCCCUCACACUCCGACUCAGAGUUUGUGUCCUGCUGGGUGGAGUUUUCCCACGAACGCCUGGAAGAAUACAAGUGGAAUUACCUGGAUCAGUACAUCUGCUCGGCAGGCUCUGAGGACUUCAGUUUAAUUGAGUCGCUGAAAUUCUGGAGAACGCGCUUCCUGCUGCUCCCAGCAUGCGUCACUGCUACCAAACGCAUCACAGAAGGCGAGGCGCACUGUGACAUCUAUGGGGAGAAGCCCCGCUCGGAUGAGGAAGAGUGGCAGCUCUUGGAUGGCUUCAUCCGCUUCAUGGAAGGCUUGAAUCGCAUCCGGCGGCGCCACCGGUCAGACCGCAUGAUACGAAAAGGGGCUGCUAUGAAGGGCUUACAGAUGGCUGGCCCACUCUCUGCCCACUCUCUGGAGCCUCCGGGACCACCGGUUGGAAAGAAGGGGACGUCUGCACUCUCAGCUUUGCUGGAAAUGGAAGCCAGUCAGAAGUGUUUGGGAGAGCAGCAGGCCAGCCUGCAUGCCUGCAAGGGCCCUGCCCAUCCAGCAGAGAACAGUGGUGUGGCCCUCACGCCGACCUACCUGGACAGCCCCCGAAAGGAGGGGGCCUUCUUUACGGAGUCUGUCCGCAGCCCACGUACAGCGCCAUCCGCCUUCUACCCCCAGGUCUCGGUGGAUCAGAGUGCCACUCCAGCUUUAGAUGGCACCAGUCUGGGCAUCAGCGUGGGCCAGCCCAUGGACAGAGGCAGCACGCAAAUCUUUGGGAAUGCCCAGGCUGCUGGAGAGCAGGGGUACCCCCUGACAAACCCUAGCGAUGGCAGCUCUCAGCAGUUCCCGACCAGCUCCCUGACCACCUCCUCCACCCUGCUGGAGAUCCUGGAGGCCAUGAAACAUCCCUCGACGGGAAUCCAGCUGCUCUCGGAGCAGAAGGGCCUGUCGGCGUCGUGCUUCAUCAGUGCAGAGGUGGUGCACUGGCUGGUGAACAGUGUGGAGGGUGUCCAGACCCAGGCCAUGGCCAGUGAUAUCAUGCAGAAAAUGCUGGAGGAGCAGCUCAUCACGCACGCCUCGGGGGAGGCCCUGCGCACCUUCAUCUACGGCUUCUACUUCUACAAGAUCGUGGCCGAGCGCGAGCCCGAGCGAGGAGGCCCGGGCUGUUCUGUGGAAGAAGGAGCAGCCUUGUGCUGCGUGGCCGAGGACAGCCAGGACCAGGGCGAGCCUCUUAACCCUGGGAGCUGGCCCAAGGCAGAGGCCAGAGGACCCAGUGCCGGGGAUGUUCUACUUUCCAGUCCCCCUCUCCGGGCCUUGGCUUCCUUCUCUGAAAAGUUUGUGAGAAGCAACGAGAUGCCAGUGGAGAAGCUGGGCCAGGACCCCCGGGCCCUCCUGCUGACAACAGGACCGAGCUACCCCUUGGAAGGCCCAAGCGGUGCCAUCUGCCCUCCUGCCUCCGCCUCCAGGCCUGGCCCUGUCCUUCCUGCCCUGGCCCCCUGGCCCGACAACUUCCUGCUGGGUCCCUGUGAACCCCUGCCAGGCCAGGUCCAGGAGACGGCCUACGGCCAAGAACUGGAGCUCCUGCCAGCAGUCCCAGGAAUGUCGCACGAGCCGGCCGCUGCGGGGGCGCUCUCCCCCGGACCCCUCUCUGCCUUCUGGGAUCCCAGGUCCUCAGGUUUCCAAGCUCCAGCGGGCAGGAUUGCCCCCAGGGUGGGCAUGGAUCCCCACCCUGAAGUGGUCAUCGGCCAGCCGGGCUUAGAGGUGGGCAGCUUCAUGCUUCGAGAACAGCAGCUCAGACCCCUCGAAUGUGUCCUUCCGCAAAGGCCCUCAGCAGUUCGCAUGACCAGCCCAUCUCCCAGGACUGACUCCAGUAAGAUGCCGCUUGUGAAAUGCUUUGCCAGCUCGGGGGGCGGCCCAAGAGCCCACUCGAGUACCCCCGGGAGCGGGGGACGGUGGUCCCGGCCCCUGCUCUUCAGGAGAGAGCCCUUGGCCGCUCCUGCGGAUGGCAGCCUCUCCCUGCUGGGUUCCUCAGAGAUGGAGAUGGAGAAGCCCUCGAGCCCGCGCCAGAUUUCCAGCCUGGAUGAGCCCCAGGAGAUGGAGUACGGCCAGAGUAGCUCCUUCCCUCGCAGACGUCCCCGGGGCCACGCCGAGCCUCCUCUCCGGCCUGACCCUUCUUCGCCUUUGCGGGAGGCUUCUCCAGAGGAGGGGGGUGACGUCGCCCGCUUCUCGCCCCCCAGAUCCACCUGGCCCCUGCGGGCAGCGCCGGCGCAGCCUUGGAGGAUCUGA